GUUUUCUUCGAGUUUCUAUCGUGAGUGGGUGCAACGUGCAAAGCGAAGUUAUCGUUAUCGUUUCUAUUCUCAUCGAUCGUAUAGCUUAGCGUAGCCGUAAUGUCUCGCUUCUUGUUGCCAUUUGUCAAUACAUAGUAAAAGACAUAGAUUUAAAAGUAUUCAUUUUAUUGUUGAUCGUUUUAAAUAAAGGCAAAAUAUGUCGUCACCGUAUUAAGAACAAAAUCAAACAACGGCAAUAAGCCCAAAAAACCAAAAUAAUAAUCAAAACAUAUACGACAAAAGGAAAAAUCAAAUAUUACCGUAACAUUUUCGAUUGGUAUUUGGAUUACCGCUAUAGAGCAAGUGAUCGCAAUCUGUCAAGCGGAUGACAAUCGAUCGUGUAUGUGAUAGUGAAGCAUAUUGCCUGCUAAUCACAAUUCCUGCGGAUGAAAGGAUUAAUAAAAUAACCCUGCCAAAGUGCAACGUUUCGGGGUGAAUCAUUGCCAGAAUAUCUGUCCCGCUCCCGGGGGAUCUGCAAGAGAUCGCAAGAUCACCAUUCUUAUUCUUCUGAUCUGACAGAUGGACUCGUUCGUAUUCUCGUUUCUGUGAAUGGGACUGGCACUUCAUCUCCUUACGGCUGUCGGAGUUUGCAAUGUUUGGUGAUGCGAAGAUGAUAGCAUCAUUACAUUCGGGGAGAGAUGUCAUCUUGUUAAUUACCAACAUUCGAUAGUGCUUUCGUGAAGGAGUUUAUUAAGUCGCCCAGUGUUAACGAUCACCACGCUACCACCAUCGUCGUCGCCGGAGUCGUCGUCGUCGUGCCCUUUCUGUCGACCAUAGAUCCUCAUCCUUUGUCUUGUGUUAUUGUGUAGUUGGUUUGUGGGAUUUCCUGCUGCAGGGAGGUUUUCUGUCACUACUCUUGGUGGUAUUUUAUUGAUUGCAAUGUGUGUUUCAUUUUAUGGGCAUUCUUUAGCAAAAAUGAAGCACCAAAAAGAGUCUUAAGCCCUCUUUGAUUGUCAUAGAGAAGAGGGACUGUAAUAAGAUCACUUCAACUUGUUAUGAUCGUCUCUUCGCGUGUAAAGUGAAGAUUGAUGAGCAAAUUGUGGAAAGUUUUUUAAUUCUUCUCACACAAUACGAUUAAAGUUAAAUUAUUGUUAACGGUUUUUUAAAGUGUAAAAUAUAAUAACAACAAAAGCAAACAAGGAAUACCAGUGGUUUUUUUUAAAUAAAUAAAUAAAUAAAUAAAUAUCGUGAUUUCUUCAAAGCUUUCAAUAUUGUGAAAUAAAUUAUUCCGGAUGUUCAGUGCUCAACGGAAAAUAUAAAGUCUCAAAACAUGUCUCAAAGAAACCAUCAUUUCCCAGUGAUGGUCUUUCGCAAAUCAUUUCUUCUCGAUUUGCUUAGUUCGGACAGAAAUUCAGCUACAACAACGAGGAGAAGACGAAAGAAGCAUCAUUACCAUCAUCAUCAGAAUCAGAAUCAUCUUAAUGGUGAUCUUUCAGUUUCCAUUGGAUUAUUGUUAAUUUUGGUGGCUGUUGGUUCUUUGGAAACAAUUUCAGCCGCUGUUCGUGAUGGAAGAACUGCCUUGAUGCUGAGUUCUAAGAAUCAUUCGUCGGAUGUUGAGCGGGGUACUACAUCAGGUGCAUCAGCAUCUUCAAUAUCCGGAGUGAAAAUUAGUUCAGGAUGUCCGCCAUCAGCGAGCAGGAAUUGUUUGCGAUGCAGCAUCGAAGGAUGUAUAAAAUGUCCCAAUCCCAAUCUCCUAGUAACUGACACUCGGAAGUGUGUCGAAGUUUGUCCCUCAGGAUAUGCAGGGCAAUGGUCAUCGCACCCCGAUUUCAUGGGGCGUGUUUGCAUCCCAACUGGCAUCUCGGGUCCACUUUUAGCAGCUCUAGCUGGCUUAUUUGGAGGCUUCUUCGUUUGCCUAUCACUACUAGCAGUUGCUAUAGUUCUCAUAAAGCGAAAACGUCGACGAAAAACUAUCAAACAAAAACUUAUCAACGAAAAUACGAUGGACCGGUCGGAUUUCCUGCGACAGCUCAAUGAUAUGCGUCCGAAUGCUGAGUAUUUUCUAGGCAUGCUCAAUGACACUCGACGGCAGAUAAGAAAGUUAUAUCUGUCAGGUGAUGCCGCUGCCGCGAAUUCAUAUCGACCGAUUGUGAGAGAUCUCGCAAAAAUUCUUAUUCUUCUCAAUCGUCCCAUCGAACUCAUCCCAGCACCACCACACGAUUGGAAUCGAAUAUACGCAUGGUCCGAGCAAGCACUGGAUCGUUAUAAGCCCCAGGUGGGCCAGUUGAUAGACUUCUUCCAGUCAACCGGACAGAGUGAUGAGCAUCUGCGAAAUUCACCGUACAAACAAACCACUUUUAAGUCAUCGAACAAUCAUUCGAAUUCGCCACAAAAAAUGCAGCUCUUUGGUUCGCUAAUAAGUUUACAUGAAUUCGAAGAGCCACGGGCUUCAGAUCCGUUUGGCAGCAGCUUUAACACAUUAAAGGGCAACCUGAUAUCGGAUCUCAAUCAGAGCUCAUUAUGGCUAGAAGAUGAGUUUUUUAAACUUGGUUUUCGACCGCAAGACGAAAUUACGACUGAGCUGUAGUUUAAGUUAAUUUUAUUUUAUUUUUUCUCAGUCAAUUCAAUAAUAAUAAUUAUUAUUAUAUUAAUUAAUUUUAUUGAACUAUGUAUUUUGUAAAUAAAUAAUUAAUUUUGCACAUAAUAUAAUACUAUAUAUAAAAAGGCAGUUUUACUGUCGAACAAACUGUUGCAUAUACAAUAAUUAUGUAAGCUUAGAGUAAAAUUAAUUUGUUUGUUUUAAAUGAAUAUGAAAUAUGAAAUAUUUCUCAUUUAAUUUUCGAAAAUAAAUAUAUUUUUAUUUUAUGAUAACUAAAAUAAAGAGACAACUU
Messenger RNA from Eupeodes corollae, 2870 nucleotides. RefSeq lists its product as uncharacterized. Bases 1310 to 2566 code for a protein of 418 amino acids. The record is from RefSeq and is a predicted model, not a curated record. The transcript is spliced from 2 exons. NCBI's taxonomy places the organism in Eukaryota, Metazoa, Arthropoda, Insecta, Diptera, Syrphidae.